This is a messenger RNA of Misgurnus anguillicaudatus (oriental weatherfish), 4360 nucleotides long. RefSeq names its product GDNF family receptor alpha 2a (gene gfra2a). Gene Ontology annotation, molecular function: signaling receptor activity. Gene Ontology annotation, cellular component: external side of plasma membrane; signaling receptor complex. Lineage: Eukaryota; Metazoa; Chordata; Actinopteri; Cypriniformes; Cobitidae. The record is from RefSeq and is a predicted model, not a curated record. Gene Ontology annotation, biological process: nervous system development.
GAGCGCGCCACCUCCGCCAGAGCGCGCAUUGAGGAGACAGAAGUCUGUCCGCAUAGCUCUGCCAUCUGAAGUUUCUCACUGUCUUUGCUUGGGAGUUUUGUUUCGGAGGUAAACAGGAGUGGGAAUUUAUAACCUAUAGAGGAACAUAACUUUAGUAAGCCAGCCGUUUUAUUUUGGUGUCAUUUGUGCAAUAGCCGAGCAUCAUCACUGGGAAAUAUGCACGAGUAACGGUUCAUACGGAAUCUGGGCUUGAGUUUCCCUCCUGAGCGGAAUAGAGAAGUUUUUACUCUGUGUAUGAUGCUUUGGAUUAUUUAGACGAAAAAGAGGAUCAUGGUCCGACAAACACAGGAUACAGUUUGGGAUUGUUAAGGUCUUGUAAAUCAGCAUCGGUAUUUUAACAGCGCGAAGCAAAUACAGUCGUUUGGAGGGAACAUAUGACAGCAGCACGCGGAUUCCCUGUCAGAAACAGCAAGAUGUAUAUCUAUAUUUACGGCUUUCUGCUCUUUUUAGAUGAGCUAGUGCUGACCAUGUCAAGCUCUUCUACUCUCUCCGAAUCUGUGCACCAUGAACCAAUGGACUGUUUAAGGGCCACUGAGAAAUGUAACCAGGACCAAAAAUGCAGCCAGCGCUUCAGGGUCAUGAGGCAGUGUCUAGCCGGCAAGGACAGAAACACCAUGCUGGGCAAUAAGGAUUGCCAGAUAGCCAUGGAAGUGUUGCAGGAGAUGGCUCUGUUCGACUGCCGCUGCAAGAGGGGGAUGAAGAAGGAAAUGCAAUGCUUGCAGAGUUACUGGAGCAUCAACAUAGGCCUGAACGAAGGUGAGGACUUUUAUGAGCCGUCUCCUUAUGAACCCAUGACUCCUCAUCGCAACUCAGAUGCAUUUCGCCUGGCAUCAAUCAUCUCAGGCAUACAUUCUGGCACUGGUAAAGGCCAGCCGCAUUGCUCGGAUCCCAGCCGCCCGUGCAAUCCCUGCCUGGAUGCCACCAAAGCCUGCAACCUGAACGAAAACUGCAAGCGCCAGCGAUCCAACUACAUUUCCACCUGCAACCGAGCACAGGCGCAGGGGCAGCAGCCUUCGCAGACGCAGUCCAAGUUGGAUGAAAGCUGCAACAGGAAGCGCUGCCACAAGGCCCUGCGUCAGUUCUUCGAGAAAGUCGACACGCAGUACAGUUACGGGCUGCUCUUCUGCUCCUGUAAGGACCAGGCCUGUGCCGAGAGAAGACGACAGACCAUCGUGCCCCACUGCUCGUACCAGGACAAGAACAAACCAAAUUGCUUGCAGCUGCGCAACACAUGCCGCAUGGACGUACACUGCAGGUCAAGGCUGGCUGAUUUCCAUGCAAAUUGUCAGAUGACCCCUCACUCCACCUCCAGGUGUCUGAACGAUGACUAUCAGGCCUGCCUGGCAUCCUACAUCAGACUCAUUGGUACAGAUAUGACCCCUAACUACGUAGACUCAGGUCACUCAAACUUCACCAUCUCCCCGUGGUGUACCUGCCGAGGCAGUGGAAAUCAGGAGGAGGAAUGUGAGAAAUUUCUACAGGACUUCAGAGAAAACACCUGCCUCCGAGAUGCGAUUCAGGCUUUUGGCUAUGGGUCGCUACCCAAACUUGAUCCUCAGCCAACUAGCGGCUCCAUUAAACCUGAUGUCGAGGCCACUGCCAUAAUUCCCAAAACAACCAUGGAACCUGGGGAGGAGCCCUGCAUCAUCUCGUCCUGUGCAAAUUUACAUGAACUUGGAGAGGAUUGCUAUCCUUCAAAAGACUACAACUGUGAAAAUGAGGUUCCUGGCAGUCCACCUAACACAAGGGUAGAAGAUCCCAGGAAUUCAAGUCCAUUCACAAAAAAAGCCCCGACUGGCGUCUUUAUGCUCUGUCUGCUUUUUGCUCUCGGAAAGCUCACUAUAUAAAGCUUCAUACGCCUGCACAGCGAGUACAAGGCCGAUGGAAACUCUUCAUGAUCAUCUUCGAAAACAAACUCACAACUCUCUCCUCUUUACUGCAGCUUUUUCCCUAAAUCAAACAAUCGAACCGAACCGAGAGACGACACAGAGACACAUAUCGGAAAGACUUACAAAGGCAGAAUGAGAGAGAUGCUGACUUAAUAAUCAAAUAACAAACAAAUGGAUGUUGCUUAAUGGAUACCGAAGACCUGUCGGGUGUGUAGCUAGGUCUUAUUGCUUAUAUCGGUGGACCUGCAACUAAAAACCCAGGCACAGAGCUUUCCAGUCUACCGUACAAUCUCCUACCACCCACACGGCCUAUAAAACGGCCUGAAUUACCCAAUGGAUUACACAGUCUUUGAGAAACACUCUCCAUCUUGGUCCCACUGCCCAUUUAUCGGGUUUUUCAAGCUCCUCUUUGACAGGUGCUUCAGCUUUCUCAUCGUGAUUAUUCUUUCUGGAUCCGUCUUUUUCGUUCCUUUGUCCACCCGUCGAACAGGAGUAAUUACUUUCCCGUGUUCCUUUUAAAACGCUGAAGCUUUGAAGUAUAAAUCCGCACGCACGUCGAGACGGCACGCGGCGGACGUCUCCGUCCGUGACGUUCCGUACUUAACUUUGACAGAUUCAGAGAAAAAAGAACGUUGAGAUGAAAGUUGAUGAAAACGUAACAGUGGAUCAACAAGAGCAGCAGAUCUUUACGGGAGGAUUACCCACGGUCCCUGUGGGUUUGCAGUAUCGAUGGGCUACCCACGUGUAUAAUUUUGUCUGUGAAUAUGAAUGUUUUUUUUUUCCAAAAAUACAGCUGUUAAUUAUAUGUAAUGUCUUUACAGAUGUUGAUAAGACUGAAAUAAGACGACUUAACGUUAAUAGUAACUGCAGAGCUUCAAAAAGGAAAAAUCUUGACAAGGGUGGCGAGCGUUCAGACACAUUCAUUGUUACGUGAUGAUUCGUGUGCAAUUUAUGAUGUGGCCUUACUCUUUGUUUUUCCUCCUCAUUACUUUUUAGUCGCUUUGGCAGCAUCCUGUACGGUAAAAGAUGAUGCGAAGUUUCGAUAUGGAAAAAGUGUAUUCAACCCAGUUCACAGAUUCAGUAAAUGCACUGAUUCUUUUAUCAACAUUCCAAAUAAUGAAGUUAAAUACGAACAGACAUCUAUAUAAAUAUAUAAAUAUAAAUGUAAAGUACAAACUAAAAAAGAUUUAUAUAUUGUGUUUUAGGCUUGUUACAUACGUACCAUUGCAGCGAAAUGAAUAUGAUCAUACUUUACGUGUAAAUAUGACACUAAAUGGGAUGAAUUUGUGAGGGUCUGUCUGUGUAAACAGAUUAAUACUGAAAAUCAACAAGAUUUUGUUUUUCAUUAAAAUGAAAAUGAUUCGAUACUAAAGGCGGCAUGAGAUCAAUGCUGUACGGCUGUAAUAUAAUAUUGUUUCUAAAUGGAUACGAUGGUUUAAAAUCAGCUCUUUAUUUUAGCAGAUGGCGAACAGAAUGUUUCUGUCCUUGUUUCUUUAGUUCGACAGAAGCGUUUAAGCGAAUCCCUGAUGUGUGACUGUUCUGAUUAAACUCUGCUUUUCUUUAUCUGUGCCGUGUUGAGACAUCUGGAGUAUAUAGACAUGUAUACAGUAUAUUUUUGACGAAACAAUAUAUAUUUUAAGGGAGUUGUUAAGGCAGGUUUGUCAUUGUUCUGUAAAAAAACAAAAACAAAUUUAAAUGGGGAACAAAAUGAUCCUGUCGCCAGACUGACUGCGAUCACUGUUGCGAUCAUUGCUUUAAAAUGAUUUUUGGAAAUGUGCCGUUAUAUUCGGAGGGCACAAACCUACCGGUGGAUGAAAUUCAAAAGAAAAAUCAUUCGUGUCAAUUCUUGGCGAGAUGUCAAUUCAUAUUCAGUCCUACAGCCUCUUAGCAAAAAGACAAAGAAAAUUUGAAUCUUAAUGUACCGAGGUACAAAGUGCCCCCCAAAUAGUCCCCAACACAGUACAGAAUUAUCAAAAAACUGCUGUGGGAUUGUUGAGUGUGUGUGUGUGUGUGUGUGUGUGUGUGUGUGUGUGUGUGUGUGUGUGUGUAGCCUACAUGUACAGUAAGUUUGAGAUUUUUGGCUAUACAGUAACACAAAGAAAGUAAGGGGAGGGUGUGGGGUAUGAAAUAAAAAGCGUUUGAUUGACAAACAAGCUUCAUAUGCACUUGAGUGCACAUCUAAAACAAAUAUAUUAUAAAAAGAGUAGCACUUGACCGACAGCUUAUGCUGUUUCACCUGACUUUGAUAAAACAUUGUGAUUUGAUCACCUCUGGAAUAAGCAGAGAUCUGCGUCAUCUCAUUGUUGCUUUGAUGUAAGGCUCACCUCCCUUUUGUAGACUGCUGUAAGGUCCAGAUAUGCUAAUGCUGUGCUUGUUUCCUGAUCAAUAAAACCACUUCAAUUUUUACCGUU